AUGCUCAAAAACAUGGCGCUCGCCCGAGUCCUUCUAUUCGUGAUUGCUACUGCAGUCGCAGUUCCUACUGCCCCCCUCGGAGGCAGUAAAAUUAUCGUUCGAGAUGUCCUGGACAGCACCCAAACGAUCCCCAAAUGCGCUGCCGCGACGUCCUCAUGUGCGUUUGCGAUCAACAAUGUGGCAUAUAUGAAGUACACCAACAAGCCUGGCUUUAUAGACCAAUCCCCAGACACCAUCACAAUGGCCUUCGACGUGACCAAUAACGCCAACGGUAUCAAGACAGCCUGUAGCUUUAGUAAUGGGAUCUUCAUGGGCCAGUGGACUGACGCUGGGACGAAGUGGUUUCCUUGCGGCGAUCGAUCGCUGGUUGACGAAAAUGGGUCAAAGUACAUGGUCAAGACCACUGCACAGUUCCAUUGGGAUGCAUGGAAAAUGGCUGUGAACCAGACGUGGAUCUGCAGUAAUGACGCUGCUGACAAGCGAUCAAACAUCGCGGCCAGGGCUGAUGUUGCCAUGGCACCGGUUUGCAAGGACUCUGCAACCGAGAGCUACACUUUGAAAGAAUGCUCAGCGCCUGACAUGACGACGCCCGCGAGCGUCGUGUAG
This is a messenger RNA of Neoarthrinium moseri, 606 nucleotides long. RefSeq lists its product as uncharacterized. Bases 1 to 606 code for a protein of 201 amino acids. The record is from RefSeq and is a predicted model, not a curated record. Lineage: Eukaryota; Fungi; Ascomycota; Sordariomycetes; Amphisphaeriales; Apiosporaceae. The transcript is spliced from 2 exons.